Daldinia decipiens is the source of this 2232-nucleotide messenger RNA. RefSeq lists its product as uncharacterized. Bases 1 to 2232 code for a protein of 743 amino acids. The record is from RefSeq and is a predicted model, not a curated record. The transcript has 6 exons. Lineage: Eukaryota; Fungi; Ascomycota; Sordariomycetes; Xylariales; Hypoxylaceae.
AUGAUGUAUUUACUCUAUAACAUAUUAUGGCUAUCCAUCCAGCAUUUACAUUUGGCCAACGGCCAACUGGGCAUUCGCAACUCGUCAACCGACCUCGUUCCUAUCUAUCAGCCUUACUUCUCGAACCUGAGACAGAAUCCUGCAACAUUUAAUCCUGCCCUUGGUGGACAGGACUGGGGGAUGUGUUGCAACUUAGUUGUUAACGAAAGCCUCGUUAUCGAAAACAAUACACUCUAUAUUCGGGCUGGGCAAACCUUUUUCACGGGCACAAUAAAUGAUCUUGAAGAGUUUCCUAGGUUUCCCUGCGGCGCAAAAUACAACGGAACUUUAUCGGCGCCUCAUCAACAAUUUUGGAUGCCUUACUCGUGGUGUUACAACCAUUGCCCCGGAUGGCCUGUUACAAAGGCGAACGAUCUCGGAAAAUGGCUGAAACCCCUGAUUGCGUUCAUACUACCGUCACUCAUUUUUUGCCUUAACGUUCCUCGUCGCCGCCGCCUCGAACUGCCGACUAGUUUAUUCUCUGGCGGAUCUAUCGAUAUAUCAAGUCUCCCUCUGUUUAUUCUUAAAGUCCCUCUUACUUCAUUUAUUGUUACACUUGACAUUAAUCCAAUAAUCACAUCGGGUAUUUAUGAGGCCCUUCUUGAUGCUCGAGUCUUGUCGUAUCUAGAAAGUCGAAGUAAAGAAAACUCUCUUUCUGCCAAAGAGAAAGCUCAUACUCUACUUUCGAUCUUGAUAGGCAACCUUGAUAUUCAAGCUUGGCACUCGAGUAGCCUAUUCGUACACAAUAUUCCUGGAGGCGUCUUUCGAAGAAGGCCCAGCGCUCAGCUCACGAAACCAAAUAUCGAUUCAAGGAUAGAAGUUCCACGCCCAUUAGACUUAAUUACUCCAAGCCACUCCCAUAGUGCCAGUACCUCGAAUACAUCAACAAAAAUCGCUACGACAGGAAGGUUUAAACAGUCAUCGUAUAGUAUUCAGCAACGCCGGAGUAUUAUUGCUACUAAAUGGCGCUUAUUAGCUAUGUUGGACUCACAAAUCAGCUUUGGUACUUCAGUCGGCGCGCCAGUUCUUUUUUAUAUUGCAUCGUUUAUCUGGUCAGUCUAUGAAGUUCGCGAAGAACUAGGUUCCUAUGUCACAGCACACCAAUUAGCUGCUGGGAUGUUCUGGAUGACGAUACCCCAUGUCGCUCUUGUUAGCUGUCUUCUCCUUGCUGGGAACAACCCGAAUAUAUGGCAAAAUGCUGUCGCCGAGUCCCUACUCAUUUCCGACCCCUUUACCCCUAUAGAUUCCAUGAGAUUGGCAGACACCGAUUUAGAAUCUGAUCCCGGUGGGGUUCGGAAUCUUCAUAGCUCAGAGUUUACUUCGAAAGAUCCAAGAGCGAUCAGAUAUACCAGAUCGAUUGUAUCUAAGUUGGCGAACCGCAUUUUUGAGUUGGCUUACAAGGAGUCCAGAUUCAAGCCAGCGUGGAUGUGGAAUAGGGGAUCCAAUAAGGCCAUGUGGAUCACGAAACUUGGUGACGAAUACCCAUAUCUUCGAGGAAUGCGGGAGGAAGUACUAGACAGAAACUUCAAAAAGGAUCUCUGGACCUCAGGCUUUUAUGGAUUUACCCUUUACUUCGUACCAACAUUCUUCAGCGUACUGGUCAGCUAUACUACUCCUCGGCCUGGUUUCGGCUGCCGUUCCCUUAUCGUGUUUGCCUACGGCAUAUCGCAACUGAUCCUUCAGCUUCUGUGGUUGCUGCGGUGGUACUUCUCUAAGCGUGACACGCGCGGUAACCCUAACAAUACAUGGUAUACGGUAAUAAAGUCAACUUCAAUCUACUUAUGGUACUUGAUAUUUUUAUUUGCAAUAUUUAUUGGAACUUUCACUAGUAUUGGGGGAACAAUAUUUGUACUUACAAAUGUCUUAACUAAUUGCUUCUGUGCGAUUCCGGCUAAGUACUGGCGAGACCGCUGGACAAAUCCCGAAGCGCUUAUAUUCGUCGAUGACUCUACGUGGGAACAGUUAUAUUACGCCGAGAAGUGGUGGUUUCCAGCUGGCGUCAUUGGUGUUGUUUUCAUGACUAUUGUUGCCUACAUCGGAUGGUGGUAUCAAAGGAGUCUACGCCAGCGCUACUAUGACUUGGUAAGUAAUAUUGACCACGUUAACGACAUUGAAUUUGAAGACGAAGAAGUAUCCGAUAUCGAUAUUUAUCAUAUCAGGGAAGAUACCAUUAAUACUAUCCAUAAUACCUAA